Messenger RNA from Callorhinchus milii (elephant shark), 852 nucleotides. It is a transcript of the gene drc12, whose product is annotated as coiled-coil domain containing 153. Bases 99 to 695 code for a protein of 198 amino acids. Lineage: Eukaryota; Metazoa; Chordata; Chondrichthyes; Chimaeriformes; Callorhinchidae. The transcript has 7 exons. The record is from RefSeq and is a predicted model, not a curated record.
CAGAGACACGGAAGUUGGAGCCCGAGGAGCUGAAGAUUUCAGUCUCGCAGCCACACACUUCAUUUUGAGACACUUUGACUUUCCACGUUUGAAGGAAGAUGCCUCCCAAGAAAGCAAGAAAGGGAAAGAAAGGGAGGACGAAGAAAGCUGUAGCAGGAGACAACAUCGAGGAUAAGUACAAGCGAAUCGUUCAUGAAGUGGAAUCGCUGAAAGACCAGUUGGUGCUGAGGAGGGAUGUGGCUAGACAGGCGCUGCUCUGCAGAACAGAAUGGAAGACAAAGCUGGAGAUGGUGGAGCACAAACUGAGUGAGGAGCGAGAGGACAGCAAGGCUAUUCACUCAGAUAUUGGUCGUCAGUACAAGACCAUGCGGGCGGAGCUGGGGGUCCGUGCUCAUCAGCUGGAGAUUGAGGUCAGCUACCUACAGCAGCAGCUCAGAAUCUGCCAACAAGAACUGGUGAGGACCCGGGACGAGAAUAUGCGGAUUAUGGAUGAAAAGAACGCCGUCAUCUCCGAGCUCCAGGACAAGAUAAACAACAUGGAGACCGCGUAUGAGAACAUCCUGCACGACAGUCUGGACAGGCUGCUGCUUAAGCUGGAUGCAGCCAAGAUGCAAUGGGAGAAACAAGCCACCAUCUUUCACUCUCAGCACAAGAAGCAACUCCUGGAGUUUGGGCUGAACCCAUUGGAAAUUUAACCCUUUGUUCCCCGGUGGGAUCCACAGACUCUCUGCAAACACUCGAGACCGUCCCGUCCCAAUCAGUCUAUCACCGCAGGAACCUUCUCGGCUUCAUUCUGUCCCCUCCAGCGGCACAGCCCAGCCCAACCCAGCCCUGUAAAACCACCCCAAAACU